Messenger RNA from Cygnus olor (mute swan), 5679 nucleotides. It is a transcript of the gene CFAP61, whose product is annotated as cilia and flagella associated protein 61. The coding region runs from base 215 to 3937 and encodes 1240 amino acids. The record is from RefSeq and is a predicted model, not a curated record. Lineage: Eukaryota; Metazoa; Chordata; Aves; Anseriformes; Anatidae. The transcript is spliced from 25 exons.
GGCCACUUUAGGAAUCCGCUGCUUCCCGGCUGCCGUAGACGCCAUCUUGUCGUCUCGCGCCGCGCCGGCCCCGCCCCGCUCCCGCCCCCUCGCGCUGCCCCGCCGCGCGCCGUUGCCGGGGUAACGGCGGCGCGUCCCGGCACUGGAACGGCACGGCACGGCGGGGCAGGGCAGAGCGGCGGCGGGCGGCGGGCAGCGGGCGGCGGUUUACAAGAUGACUACAAUAACAUCUUCAAGAGGACCUACAGAAGUGGUUAGUGCCAGAAGGACAGAGUUACGUGAUGUUGCUGAUAUUAUCAGCCUCUUCAGCCAUUUUACAGAAAAUGUUUUUGGAAGGAUUGAUGUCAUGCACCUUUUAGAAAAAUCUAAUCUUUCUCUGAUACUCUGCAAUGAGAAGAAUGAGGUUAUAGCCCAUGCUGCCUUUCUGGACUAUCCAAAUUGGAAUAUCACUGAUCAGUCUGAUUGGGAAUCAUUCUUACAUAAAAACUACCUUAACAACAAAUGCACUCCUUUGAACACGCUGUUCAUGCAUCUUUUUGUGGCAAAAGAGGAAUAUGCAGCUGGAUGUUCCCAAGAAAUUAUUAGGAGGGUUUUUAUUGCAAUACCAGAACUGCAGUUUAUACUUCUCUUCAUACCAGCUGAUGAGAAUUUAGAGCCAGGCUUGGAAAGUGUCUUUGAAAAGAUGAUAACUGCUCCAGGUUCAGCAGUGGAUACAAACUUUACUUUGCUUGUGAGCCCCAGACAUUGGUAUCACCCGCAGCUGCAUGUUCGCAAAGCAAGGUUGGAAGAUUACAAUGAUCUCAUGCCAAUCUGGACGCGUCAGAAUGAGACUCUGAAAGAAACCUAUAGUGAAUAUUUCCUUGCUGAUAUAAUAGAACAUCAAGAUGAAGAAAAUCAAGCUGUUGUUUGUGAGGCUGGAGACACUGCAGUGGGAUUCAUGAGCUUAUGCUCUCAAGUAGAUGUUUCCUUGUUUCAUGCAUGUUUUGACUUAGGGCCUUUCCAUGGACUCUGUAAACCACAUCCUGAAGAUGUUCUCAAAGUGUCACAGGAGCCAAGCAUUCCAGAAGGUGAAGAUAAAAGCAACCAAACAAGUCAGGAAGCAGAGUCCAUUUCAUCUCAAAACGUGGAACGUAUUAGUGACCAAGAUGCAGCUGUGCAGAAAGGUGAAGUGAUUACCAUUUCCCAUACUGAACUGCUUUUAGAUUAUAUCACACACAAAGAUUUUAAAGCCUCAGCAUCACCCCUCCUUGAGACUGAAGAAAAAGAUACUUUCCAUCCAGUGUACAGAGGAGCUUCAAAUACUGUCUGUAUUCGUCUAUUUUGUAUUGAUGAGAAGUAUGAGACUAGGUCACUGGAUUUUUUGCAUUAUGUUUUCAAGCUUUUUCCAGACAAAGACUUCUGUAUCAUCCUUGUGCCACAUCAUGUGCCGGAGUUCUGCUUGAUCCGGAGUUUUGUUCGCGUUGUCCCUUACUUUACUACCCAGCUUGGCCAUGAGCUUUACGUGUUCCACCGUGCUGGAUUGCUCAAGUCCUUUAAUGUAAGAAGAGCAACAACAAAUGAUAUACCUGGUGUCAAAAUGCUUAUUAAAACCCUUAGCUUGAAUGAAAGUAUAUUGAAUGACUUAAAGAUAUUUACUUUGGCUCGCAGGGAUCCAGAUGGGACCCCAGUACAAGCAUUCAUAGCAGAAGUUUUGGAUCAAAUAGUUGGCAUUUCAGUCAUUAGAGAUGAAAUGGAUAUUGAGUAUAUUCGAUCACAUUACAAUAUUGAAGACUUUAUUCAUUUUAACCACCACCAGCAAGAGGAACAUGGACGUCUUUACCACUUUGCCUUAAAUCCAAUAUUUCAUCACUAUACCAAACACUUUCUAAAGGAGAUUCUUCGCUUAGCCCACAAAUCUUCUCUUUACUACCCUAUUUAUCCACAGUAUGAAGAGGGCAAGUUUCAGAAUCCUUGUGCCCAUUCCCUGACAUCUGCCCUUCAUUACAUGGUUCCCGUGCGACCAAGACGACAGAUUGUCUAUCCUCUGGAAGAGCUUGGCAUAAACGCUCCAUCAGAGCAGGUCUCCAAGGAUCAGCUGAGUUACUCUUUGAACCACAUAAAUCGAAAGUUAAUAACGGAAUCUAAAACGUCCAUCAACAGUAGAAUUGUGGUGGUUGGUGCAUCUGAUGUUGGAAUCUCAUUUCUAGAAACGCUUGUUUUUUGUCCGCACCUGAAGUUUAACAAUCUGACCUUGAUUUCAAUUCAUGGCCUUCCAGGAAAAGACCUUCCAGCCUCCAAACAUAGAAGAUUUUUAAUUAACAGCCACUGUUUUAAUGAUGAAGAUUAUGCACAGAUGUCACUUUGUUCCUGGGUUAACAUUGUGGUUGGUAAAAUGAUUGGCAUAAAUCGCACAGCCAAAUAUGUAGUUAUUUCCAAGCAGAGAAAAGUACCGUAUGACUACCUUGUUCUCUGCAUGGGACAGAAAUACCAGGUCGUGUCUCCUACUGGAGCAGAUGUAAGUAAACUCCCAACUAACAGAGAUGUCCUAAGUGAAUGGCCACAGAGAUACACAGGGAAAGUCCCUUCCAAUCAUUUUACUCUCAAUGACGAUCAGGACUGCUUAAAGGCAAUGCACUGGCUGGAAGAAAACAUCGUCAACUCAGAAGGGAACGUCAUUGUCUAUGGGAAUACAAUUGACAUUUACACCACGGUAGAAACCCUCUUAUCUCUUGGAAUUAAUGGUUCUCGCAUACAUCUCGUGCAGCCUCCACUCAGCUCAAAUGUUACUUGCCUUAACAACAGUGAAAUCGAAAGUGCUGUUCAGGAGGCACUGUCAGAGGCUGGCGUGUCUGUUUAUUAUGACAGUAUCCUGGCACAGUGGAGCAAAGGCGACGACCCAGACCUUAUCACUUGUGCUGCUUUCACUACUAAUACAAAACCAUUCAAAUUGCAGUGUUCGGCAUUUUUCAGCUUUGCCUACAGGACUGUGGAUUAUGAAACCUUUAAGGCAAUUAAUGAUGCUUGCCUUGUUUUUGAUGGAAGACUUGUGAUUGAUACUGAAUUCCAUACUAAUGAUGUCAGUAUCAGGGCUGCAGGUUCUUUAACAAAGUACUCCAGGAAAUAUUAUGCAGAUGAAUGGACACACAGCAACUUCAAUUCAAAAGAGAUUGGCUUUGAACUUGCUACAUCUAUGCUGAAUCUCUUUGAUCCAACCCUUAAGCCCUUUUCUAAGCCACCAGAAGGCAUGGAUAGCCUCAUCCCCAUGUACAAGGGGUGUAAAAUUAAAGGAGGUGUUCUUCCCAGAGGUUGUAAUUACUUGCAUAUUUCCAAACCAGAAAUCCCCAUCCACUUGGACGUAGAGCUUGCACUGUCUGACCAUGGUAUGGAAAUGAUAACUGGAAAGGCAGGACAUGGGAAUUAUUUUAGAAUGCAUAUCAACAAAUACAGCAUGGUAGAUAGCAUCACGUGCUUUUCAAAGACACCCUUUCCUGUGUCCAACUAUAUUUGCUUGUAUGGACAGCAUGAACGUCUUCUUAAUGAUCUUCAUUAUCGCUGGAAUGAAGGGCAGAUUACAGACCUUUACAGCUACUUCAGGGAACCUUGGUCCAUGGCCAUCUAUCACGAUCGGUUUAUUGAUCUCAAGAAGGAACUGCGCCAAAUCCUGCUGUCGGAACAGGUAAGAAAAAUGACCAGCAAGUGCAUUUUAUUAUUUGGGCAAUUUGUUAGUGUUGUUCACUUCGGUUUCUUUCCCCAUCCUUCUCCUAAAGCGUUGCAUUUCUGUUUAGCUAUUUCCUUUGGGAAACCUGAACAGAUCCUAUACCUAGCCGGGGGGUUUCACCAAGUACAGCAUAUUGUUUGGUUUCAUUGUUUUGGCAUAUUUUUAGAUUUGUCAGUAGAACCUUUCACUAAAUUGCUUUGUUUUCCUGCACAGCAUUUUUGCAUUACACAUGCAGUUUAGUAGAAAUAUCCAGGAGGAUCUGGAGGCUUCUUUUAUCCAGUUAUCACUUAAAAAAAAUCCUAAUAGGAACACACUAAAUGCCAUCGUAAACCUGUCUCAGCUGAGGCUAUGAAAAGUAGAUUUUUCAACAUCUACACAUAGGGAAUGGCCUUUGUAAAUAAAAGAGUCAAAAUUUUUUUUUUCUCAGUGAUAGGUGGAUUUCCUGAAUAAGGAUUAAAAUGUUUGCUAGUGCUGUUUACAGCUGUAGCCUUCAUACUGUAGACAAGAGGCAUAAAGACUCAGUAGUCUGUAACUUUGCCUGCUCAAAACCCAAGCCCACUGCGCACCACGAAACAACCGCUGUCUGCAGCAGAUUUCCAACCACCCAAGGACCGCCCUACCCCAGCGUAUUUCUGGUUGCUCUCAGACCUAAUGGCAGCCCAAAUCCUGAUCCUUCCAACCUGCUGUUAGGGACCACUUGGCCCUCCCUUUCCUCACACUGUGUUUGCUUUUGUUUUAUGCAGCAAGAUUCUGUGCGAGUGCAGUGUUUUUAAGCAUUCGCUGACAACGUUUUUAACUGCAGAAAGCAAACAGAAUCAACUAUGAACGGACAGAGGCUGACAAAAGGAAGGGAUGCUGCGUGGAUGGCAGCCCACCCGCUCACAGGGCCCAGACUGGUGUGCUGUCUUGUGUCACAGCUGUAAUACACAAUUGCUCGGCCCCUGCCUCCUCCCAAAGGGCGAGAUGCAAUUUUCCUCCUUUUGUCAUGAUACCGACAAUGCCUCGGUGCAGUUUUAUUUUAGAUUCUCUUGAAAGAUAUCUAUAAAAAAACACAAAAUGAAAUUCUGUGCAGAAUAGGAGGCCUGAUGAGAAGUGUUUCUCCUGCCAUCACUCAACCACAUUUCACAUGCUGUAAAUGUGAACAACUUUAGAGAAAGGGGAAUUGGUGUCCUACAAAUGUCACAAUUAAAGACUUGCUUGCCUUACCCUUUUCUAGUGGCAGCAGACCUGACACACAAAAAUAGUCUCAUUGAAUGCACCAAAAGCACCUCUAUGAGCCAGAAACACAGAUGACAGUAACUGCAUCUGGAUGCAAAUUUGGCUUUGCCUUUUGUAUAUUCGCUUGGAUUUUCUUCACGGUGAUUUUAACAAUACUUAUUGACUGCCACUUUUGUACACUUUCCUGGGGUGCUCCUCCCUGGCAUGCUGCCAGAGGCAUGGUAGGUACUUAGGGAAUAUCUCACACGUGCCUUGGGACUGGCUUGGUAUUGCUGUGUGGGGCAGGAGACCUGCCAUCUGUGCUUCCUGUUGCUCAUAGCUCAGCUCACUUCGGCAUGCAAAAACGCUAGUAAUGAAAUGUAAAAGCGAGGAAAAAGCAUGUCUUCCAGAGAGCAGGGUAAGAACCGAGGGUAAACACACACAGGUCAGCCGUUUCCAGUUACGGUUUCCACAGAUACUGGUGAUGAGUCUCACGUGUUUAGGGGCAAUGUUUAAGGAAAUAUUUAAGGAACACCGAAGCAACACAUGCCUAGAGGGGCCAGCUGCGGCUGGCACGGGAAGUGUUUUCAAGCCCCGUACACAAACCUUCACCCAGCGCUGCAAACGGCGUGCGCACGGCUCGGGCGUGGUGCCCGUGCCCAGCGCCCGGCCCUUUCCCUUCGGCUGGGUCCCCGCCAGGGCCGCCAGCACGGAGCCUGAGGGCCCUCGCGGGGCGCCACGCGAGGGGCACGCGGCGGAGCGGCUCCGCUCCGCGCCGCGGCUGA